Messenger RNA from Portunus trituberculatus (swimming crab), 1914 nucleotides. RefSeq names its product methylosome protein 50-like. Gene Ontology annotation, biological process: oocyte axis specification. Gene Ontology annotation, cellular component: methylosome. Bases 252 to 1298 code for a protein of 348 amino acids. NCBI's taxonomy places the organism in Eukaryota, Metazoa, Arthropoda, Malacostraca, Decapoda, Portunidae. Gene Ontology annotation, molecular function: protein binding. The transcript has 9 exons. The record is from RefSeq and is a predicted model, not a curated record.
AAGGCAGCAAUAUAGACAUAGGUGAAACAUGAGUCUGAGAUAAUGCCAGAUAACCCCUCCCCCAGUCAUCUCCCCAACUCCCCAGCCAGUCUCAGUGCAAGGGAGUGGCGGGCAAGGGUAGGAAGUGCCAGUAGUUUCAGAGGAGAGGAAAAGAGGAAGACACGGAAGCGAAGAGAGAGAGAGAGAGGGGUGAGGGAGGUUGAGGAAGACGGACAGUGUUAGACGUCCCUUUUACCAUUUCUGUAGCAGCCAUGGCCAAUACGGUGGAGGAGGAAGGGGAAAUGGAGGUGAAUUCACAGGAGCAACCCGCGGAAAUGCAGGAUGUCGGUACGUCUCCCGAAGUGAUCACACUGCCGGACAACACGCCAUGCCAGGUGGACAAAUGCAUCGACUUUGUGGCCGUCAACCAACAUGGACACCUUCUGAUGGGCAGCAGCAGCCUCACAGGGAGGUACUGGGGCGGCUCCCUCUGGUACUACGAUGACCCAGCCCUGGCACCAGAUGUGGAAAAGUGCAAGGCGGGGUAUGAGACCACCUCUGGGAUGGCUGAUGGCACCUUCCUGGACAAUGAUAAGACAGUCAUUGUUGGGCAGGACUGCGGUGCGGUGCAGUUCAUGUCGGUGUGUGUGGAUGGGGACCAGCGAGGGAUAAAGAGCCAGUGCCAGGUUGAUGAACACCUUGAUGCUGUUCACAGUGUCAAGGUAAUGCCUGGUAGAAAGAACGCACUUACUGGCUCGGCAGAUAUGAGCAUCAGACUGUGGGACUGUGAAACGUGCCUAGUUGUGCGGAUGUUCUUGCCAGCACACUCCCAGAUGGUGAAGGACCUCGCCCCACACCCCACCAACGACCAGGUCUUCCUCUCCUGCAGCAUGGACGGCAAUGUGCUGCUGUGGGAUCUGCGGUGUCAAAAACCAGCUUCCUGUGUUUACCGGGACUGUUCACUGAAGCCUGAGUGUGUUGCGUGGCUGGAGGGGGCCGGUGAGGGGCAGUAUUUGGUGGGCUUACAGAAUGGCAAGGUGGCACAACGUUGUAUAAAAGAUCUCAACUUUGAUCUCACUUCCUUCUACGCCCUCCAACGACCUCUGUACAGAAUAGCUGUCAACCCUAAAAGGUCUACACAGUUUGCAGUGUGUGGCAAUGACAGCAGAGUGGUGGUGGUGGAUGCUACAGAGGGCUCACUAAGACUGAGAUACGAUGACAACCAUCACACAGACUUCGUGCGUGGUCUGGCUUGGCAGGACGCCGACACACUCAUCAGCUGUGGCUGGGACACCUCAGUGUUGGUGCACAAACUGUAGUGUUUCAAUGUGAUGCUCAGUAUUCUUAAGAGAAGAGAUUGUGAUGUGAAUGUUAACAAGUGUAAAGUAAUGUUCAUACGAGUGAUGAAAUGUGAAUGACAGAGUGAAGGUGAUGAUGGACGUGUGGUGGCCAAGUGUUGAGUUGAGGUGCCAAUUUGUGUGACCGGCUGAAGGGAAACAUCGUCAAGGUCAACAGUACAACUCCAUCCAGUGUUAUCAUUUUAUUGGGCUUUUGUAUCCUGCUAGGAAUGAAUCCAUAUUUUCAACAAAACUAUAAAUUACAAAACAUCCAAUAACAUUGUAUUUUACUGUUGCAGCAUUGGACAUUUGCAUUCUCAGGUUUGUCAGAGUGCUCCAGACAGGAGCUGCACCCAGCCUUUGGUUAUCAUUUAGCCAUUUCAAAAAAAUAAACAUUUCAAUCACGUAUGUUUCUUGUUUCCAGAAAAAAAUUAAUAAAAAAAAAUCUUUCCAUGGCAGUUGUUAAUUAUGGCAAAGCAAUUACGAGCAAUUUUUGACAUGUGAAUAUACAACACAAGGAAAAGAAAUAUUGUACAAAAUACUGGAAGAUAUUGCAGAAUGUCUUUUUCCAGAUAAUAAAUUUGCCAACCAAUCACAA